Molecule: messenger RNA, 414 nt
Organism: Mycena indigotica
Lineage: Eukaryota; Fungi; Basidiomycota; Agaricomycetes; Agaricales; Mycenaceae
Exons: 2
Coding region: 40-414 (124 amino acids)
Source: RefSeq, a predicted model, not a curated record
GUUUUUACUCGCUUUCAACGCUUCAGAACCACCAGUAUUAUGAAAUUCACCCAGACCUUUGUCUUUGCUGCGGUGCUCAUUGCAACGGGCCAUGCGGCAGUACUUCCGCCGGGCUUUGCGAAGGGCGAUGGCGCGCCUAAUCUACCCAACAUUCCCGGGCCGCCGCUUCCGCCACCCAAUGUUCCUGGGCCUCCGCCACCCAAUGUUCCCGGCCCCCCGCCGCCCAAUGUUCCUGGCCCCCCGCCCCCCAACAUUCCCGGGCCGCCGCUCCCGCCGCCCAAUGUUCCCGCCCCCCCGCCGCCCAAUGUUCCUGGGCCUCCGCCCCCACCACCCAAUAUUCCUGGGCCUCCGCCACCCAAUAUUCCCGGCCCCCCGCUACCACCUCCACCACCGCCACCCCCGGGCCCACCCUAG